AUGUGGCUCUCAAGAAGUGUUAGGUUUUCUCUUCUUCCUUCCAUUGCCAAGUUUCCUCCUUUUCUUCCAAUUCACAAUUCCCUCUUUUGCUCUCACUCUCACUCUCAAACUUCCUUACACGACGACGCCGUCUCACAAUUCAAUCGCUUGCUUCAUCAGCGUCAUGUUCCUCCCAUCUUCGAAUUUGGAAAGAUUUUGGGAUUUCUUGUGAGGAUGAAGCGUUACCCUACUGCUAUUUCUCUCAUUAAGCAAAUGGAGCUCAAGGGAAUUCACAAUAACCUUGUUACUCUCAAUCUCCUCAUGAAUUGUUUCUGUCACUUAGACAAAUUGGCUUUCGCUUUCUCUGUAUUUGCCAAGAUUCUCAAACGGGGUUAUCAUUCAGAUGCCAUAACCUUAAAUACACUCAUCAGAGGUCUCUGUGAUAAGGGUGAGGUCAAGGAAGCCCUCAACCUUCACGACAAAGUAGUAGCACUAGGAUUUCCACUCAACCAAAUUACUUACGGGACUCUGAUCAAUGGAUUGAGCAAAAUAGGAGAAACUGAAGCUGCAAUCAAAUUGCUCAGAAUGAUUCAAGGUCAAUCAACAGUAAUGUACACUAUCAUUAUUGACUCUCUGUUAAAAGAGAAACGUCCAGAAGAAGCUUAUGAUUUGUAUUCUGAGAUGAUUAUUAAGGGAAUUUCUCCUAAUGUUGUUACUUAUAGUAUUCUAAUUUAUGGCUUUUGCUUACUGGGACAGGUAGAAGUAGCAUUUGGUUUCCUAAAUGAAAUGCUAUCAAAUAGCAUCAGACCAGAUGUUUAUACCUAUACUAUAUUGAUUGAUGCAUUGUGUAAGGAAAGAAAGCUAGGAGAAGCCAAGAAUGUAUUAGGUGUGAUGGUGAAAGCUUAUGUGAAACCUAAUGUUGUUAGCUUUAAUGCUCUAAUGGAUGGGUAUUACUUAGUUAAUAAAGUGAAGAAUGCAAAACAAGUAUUCAAUGCAAUGACCCACAUGAGAGUGAGUCCUAGUGUUAGGACCUACAAUAUCAUGAUAAAUGGACUCAUAAGGAACGAAAGGGUGGAUGAGGCCAUAAAUCUCUUUCAAGAAAUGCACAAAAGGAAUAUAGUUCCAAAUACUGUGACUUACAAUACUCUUAUUGAUGGUUUAUGCAAAACUGGAAGAAUCUCUCAUGCUUGGGAUCUUUUUCGUGAGAUGCGUGAUAGAAAUCAACAAGCAGACAUAGUCACUCAUAAUUCCUUGAUUGAUGGUUUAUGCAAAAAUCAUCGUCUAGACAACGCAAUUGAAUUAUUGAGGGAAAUGAGAGAGAAUGGAGUUCAGCCCAAUAUGUACACUGCAACAAUACUUAUUGACGGCAUGUGUAGAGGGGGAAGACUUAAAAAUGCACAAGUGAUUUUUCAAGAUCUAUUGAAUAAAGGUCACAAUCCCAGCAUCUGUACUUAUAAUGUUAUGAUAAGUGGUCUUUGUAAAAAGGAUUCGCUUGAUGAGGCAUUGACCUUGUGGUCCAAAAUGGAAGACAGUGGUUGUUUAUCUAAUGUUAUAACUUUUGAAACAAUCAUCUCUGCUCUCUUUAAGAAGAACGAGACUGAAAAGGCAGAGAAAUUUUUGCACGAAAUGAUCUCUAGAGACUUGUUGAAAUGAUGAAAGGUUCAAUACGACCAGAACUUGGUAAUUUAGCACAAUUGGAUACAUUGUCUCUCCAUAAUAAUUGCCUAACUGGUUCAAUCCAUUCUACAUUAGGUCUAUUGAAGAAUGGGGUCAGAUUUCAUCUUGAUUCAAACCAAUUUGCAGAUAUAUAACUGGGAAAUUUGACAUAUCUCUUCUCCUUCACUACUGUGUGUUUCUGAGCUAACUUCAGUUUUAAUGGUCUCUCAGAUAAGCUGUUGCAAUUCUCUUCAUUGUAUUGUUCCCUAUAAAUCGUGUCAAUGGGAGAGGCAUAAACAAAUGAAUUUUUAAGUGGCCUUGAAGAGUUUAUGGCUUUUUACUAUAUAUUAAAACGAGA
Messenger RNA from Vigna angularis (adzuki bean), 1993 nucleotides. Its product is annotated as putative pentatricopeptide repeat-containing protein At1g12700, mitochondrial. The record is from RefSeq and is a predicted model, not a curated record. The transcript is spliced from 2 exons. Gene Ontology annotation, molecular function: protein binding. Bases 1 to 1632 code for a protein of 543 amino acids. Lineage: Eukaryota; Viridiplantae; Streptophyta; Magnoliopsida; Fabales; Fabaceae.